Molecule: messenger RNA, 7903 nt
Organism: Plodia interpunctella (Indianmeal moth)
Lineage: Eukaryota; Metazoa; Arthropoda; Insecta; Lepidoptera; Pyralidae
Gene: ctrip
Product: circadian trip
Exons: 39
Coding region: 547-7371 (2274 amino acids)
Biological process (GO): protein polyubiquitination; DNA damage response; proteasome-mediated ubiquitin-dependent protein catabolic process
Cellular component (GO): nuclear speck
Molecular function (GO): ubiquitin protein ligase activity; zinc ion binding
Source: RefSeq, a predicted model, not a curated record
GCGACGAGAAAAAAACACAAAAGAGGUUUGAUUGAGUAACCAGCUGUUUUUGUUCUCAACAAAGUGCUUGAAAUUUUGUGCAAAAUCAGUAUGGAUCUAAAUUGAAUAGUGUCAUUUCAUCUUGAAACAGUGACAAUUUGUGGAUUGCAUGUGAUAUUUAGGAUUUUAUAAAAUUCAUGUUCAGUGGAAAUUUAAUCGAUUUGGACUUGGUGGAACAUCACUUGCGAUAAAUGGACUACGUUUUUAGCUAUUUAUUACGCCUUAUUUGAAAUAUGCGAUGAGUUUAAAUUAGGCCCACGCGUGCAUUUUACUUACUGCCUACAAACUUUAGGAUCCUCGUCGCAAAGAUAGCUCGGCAGUUAGUGUCGGUGUCGUUUACGAAGAGUGAAUUAAGUGAGACUGGGUGAAGUGGUUAUGUGUUUGUGAGGUGUGGAUGCGGAGCCAGCGGUGUAGCGCUCGCCCUGGCAUGGUGCCGGGCAGGUAGCGCGCGCGGGCGGCCUGCGCAGGCCCCACACAAGCUGCCGCGUGUGUUUCCCAGCGUCGUCUAUGGCCGAGCAACACAUCACACCGUCGUCGCACUCUGCACUCACGAGAGAGUCCAGCGGGUCUUCUCCUAGCAGGGUGGUGGGCGGUCGGUGGUUGCGAAAGGUGCGUCGUGCAAGCCACAGCCGCCGGAACAGACGGAACGUGACGUCACCGCUACCGCGCUCCACCAGCCGACACUCAGGCAGCCGCCGCUCCGACGCCGAGCCCGCGUACGUUGAGUUGCGAAGGAGCUCGCGCCUCGUCAGCUCUCUGCCUAGGUCUGACUACUCUAUAACCGAGCGCUGGUCAUACGGCGCCGACGUAUACGAAACGCGCUGCGACACUACCGACUUUAAAAGUGGAGACAUCAAUAAAUCCUCCGCCAGUCUACACCCGAAACGUGGUCGAACUUCCUCGCAUGACAGGAAGAGACGCAAGAGUCAUUCCAUAUCAAACAAUAGCACAGAAGAGUGUGUCGCUUUCUGCACUCGCUCACGGACUGCUCUCAAGUCCACUGAGAGUGUUUGUGAGCAAUCAAAUAAUAAUUUAAAGGCUCAAACAUUUUCGAACUUGCCUAUCACUCCAGAAGCAACACCUAAUACUACUCAACAGCAGUUGAAUCAAUCUGAAGGUUUACUGCCCUUGGAAGACAGAGACUUUGCAUAUUCGCCAUUUAGUUCUUCGACUGUCACAGAGUUACUGGACUCAGAUUAUUCAGUCUAUAGCCCCACAGCAAACAGAAGGAAAGGGAAGAAGAGGAAGCGAUCGGCUCAUCGCUCCUUGUCAAAUAGGAAGAGCAGUUGUCUGAUUAAUAUAGAAGAGUGCCCCAAGAAGUUUAAAAUAGAUCCCCAUAGCAAAGAAGUAGCGGAAACCAGCAAGGAGUUUGGGGAGAGCAAAGUUCCAAAUAUAGAGAGUGAAAGACUCGAUCAGCCAUCCUGUACAUAUCGUCUAAGGAAUCGAAAUCAUCGCGACCUUGGCCCACCUACCUCAACCGUUAUCAGUGAUAGUUCAGCGAGUCCGUCGACGAGCGACGCGUGCUAUACACAAACAGCGGAGCGCAAACCUCGCGCUGACAGUUGCGGAAGAACAACCACUCCGCCUCCAUAUAAGGAUACUGAAGAACCCAGCUCAUCGAAAGCACACAACUCCAGCAAACUUCUUAUUGUACCCCGAGAUCUCCCAUAUUUACGUCAAACUAACGCGCGGAGGAGUAUCGCAGCUGCGACGGGUGCUACUCUGGGAGCUUGCCUGACGAGGGGCGCUAGCACUUCGCAGCGGCACAGGCACGAUACUUCCACUAAGAGACAGUCGGGCAGCAGCGAAGGCGCGAGCAGCAGCGCGGGCGGGCGGCGGGCGCGGACGCGCGACAUGCCGCAGCCGCAGCCGCAGCCGCAGCCGGCCACCACGCGACGCGACAAACGAGGUAAAAGCAGUCUGGGUUCGUGUGCUAGCACAGGAGGUGCGUCCAGCCGGUCCCACCCCCAGCCUCUCACCACGGGUGCUGUAGCAUCCACAUCGUCCACACCGCCGGCGUCAGCAUCCGCUUCGAUGCCAGACAACGCUUCCACAGAUGCAAAGCCUAAGGGCAAAGCAUCGUCGUCAACGGAGGAGUGCGGGCUUGGCGGUGUGUCGGGGGCGGGACGCGCGGACGGCGCGGGGUCGUCGGCGCAGGCCGAGGAGUCCUCGUCGGAGGAGGGCGAGGUGGGGCGGCUGCAGGCGCUGCUGGAGGCGCGCGGGCUGCCGCCGCAUCUGCUGGGCGCGCUCGGCCCGCGCAUGCAGCAUCUGCUGCACAGAACUGUCACCGCCAACUCUGCGGCGUCCAAAGCAGCCCAACUCCUGGCUGGAUUGCAAGCCACCGGCGACGAAGGCCAGCAACUGCAGGCCGUGAUAGAGAUGUGCCAGCUGCUGGUGAUGGGCAAUGAGGACACACUGGCCGGGUUCCCCGUGCGGCAGGUGGUGCCGGCGCUGGUCAACCUGCUGGCGGCCGAGCAUAACUUCGAUAUGAUGAACCACGCAUGCCGCGCAUUGACGUACAUGCUGGAAGCGCUGCCGCGCAGCAGCGGCGCUGUGGUGUUAGCAGUCCCCGCCUUCCUCGACAAGCUGCAGGCCAUCACCUGCAUGGACGUGGCUGAGCAGAGUCUUACUGCGCUGGACAUGCUCUCGCGGCGACACUCCAAGGCUAUACUGCAGGCGAGGGGAGUAUCAGCCUGCCUGACCUACCUGGACUUCUUCUCGAUCAACGCUCAACGCGCCGCUCUAUCCAUUACGGCCAAUUGCUGCCAGAACUUAACCCCCGACGAGUUCCAUCUCGUCAGGGAUUCCUUGCAACUGCUCGCUAACAGACUCACCCAACAGGACAAGAAAUCAGUGGAGUGCGUCUGCCUCGCGUUCUCUCGCCUCGUGGAUAGCUUCCAACAUGACCCCGCCCGGCUGCAAGAGAUUGCCACGCCGGAAUUGCUCACUAAUUUGCAACAAUUGCUGGUAGUGCAGCCCCCUCUGAUCUCGGGGCAGACGUUCAUCACCGUGCUGCGGCUGCUGUGGGUCAUGUGCAGCGCGUGCCCGGCGCUGGCGCUGAAGCUGCACCAGCGCUCCAUCGCCGACACACUGCUCUGUCUGCUCACCGGCUCCACUCUGCAGCAAGAGCAAGUGGAACUGCUGCCGCGGCUGCCGCAGGAGCUGUACGAGAUCACGUGUCUGAUCGGGGAGCUGAUGCCGCGGCUGCCGGCGGACGGGAUCUUCGCGGUCGACGCUCACCUGGACCGCCCGUGGUCCGCGCCCAACGACCGCGCCGCGCACUGGCAGUGGAGGGAUGAUAGAGGCACAUGGCGUUCGUAUUCGUGGGCCGAAAGCCGGGCCAUCGAGGCCGGGGCCGCGGCCGGGGAAGAGGAAGUGUGCCUCAGCACGUUGGGCCGCUCGUACACAGUGGACCUCACCGCCAUGCAGCAGCUCAACGACCACACCGGCACCGCGCGGCCUGUGCAGCGUGUGGCGCCGCAGGCCUCGCCCGCCGACGCACAGGGGGCACCCGCCCCCGCACACCCAGACCCGCGCAUCGCGAUGGUGCGCGGCAACCCAUCCCUGGUGCGGGCGCUGCUGGCGGUGCUGCACGAGGUGUACUGGAGCUCGGCGGGGCCGGCAGUGCGCUCGCAGGCGCUCAAGGCCAUCCUGCGCUGCGUCUACUACGCGGACGCGCAGCUGCUCAGGCUCGUGCUCAAGAUGCAGGUGAUAUCGUCCCACAUCGCGGGUAUGAUGGCGUCGAGCGACCUCCGCAUAGUGGUGGGGUCUCUCCAGCUGGCUGAGAUUCUCAUGCAGCGUCUGCCCGAAGACAUGAGCGUGCAGUUCCGGCGCGAGGGGGUGUUGCAUCAGGUGGCGCAGCUCUGUGAGCGCCCGCCCGCCGCUCAACAGACGCCGAGGCAGAACAAACUCAAGAGCCCCAGCGGCGGUAGCGUGCGCAGCGGCGGGUCUUCCCCACCGGCCUCCACUUCGGCCACUUCCAUCGAGCAACACAACUUGUCUCUGGCAUUCUCCGCCUCCGGGUCUUUCGUCACCGCGGCUUUGCCAACCACAACUAGCGACGGGAGUGAGGCGAGCCCGGCCUCAUCUUCUGCGCACGCUCAGUCUUCAGUACACAGAUCGGGCAGCCCGCUGCAACUAGCGGAGAUGUUGAAGCGCAAGCGCGCGGUGAAGCGCUCGGGCGGCGGCGCGCGGCACGGCCGUCGGCGCGACGAGCCGCCGCACGCGCACCACGCGCCGCCCACUGACGCGCCGCACGCGUCCGGAGUGCCGUCCGCAGCGCGGUCGACGAGUCGCGUGGGCGGCGCGUCCAAGACGUCGAUGUUCUUGUCGUCGCUCAACCCGUCGCGCUGGGGCCGCUCGCCGCACGCGCACAAAGACGUCGCCUCGCAUUCACACUGCCCCAACCUCACCGUGCAGAACAAGGAAAAAGUCCGCGAAUGGAUACAAUGGAGCGCGGCACGUCUCCAGCGCAAAUGGGGCGCUUUGGGCGGCGGCGCCGGCGCACUGGAACAGCUGGCGGCUCUAGCGGCCGCGCUGCCGCACCAGCCGCACCAGCGGCACGCGCUCGAGCAGCUGCGCGACACGCUGCUGCAGCACGACGUGUCGCCGUUCGAGGUGAACCACUCGGGCGUGCUGGGCGGGCUGCUGCAGUUCCUCACGGGGUCGGAGGGCGCGGAGGCGGAGCCGGAAGCGGAGGGCGAGCCGGACGCGGAGCUGGUGGCCGCCUGCGAGGACCGCCUGCGGCUCUUCCUUAACGUGUUCGCGGACAUGCCCACCGCUGCACACAGUAGCGAGUGGAGCGAGGACUUCGAGUUAGUUCCGAUCGGCAACAGCGCGGCGCUGGCGGCGCUGGUGGCGAAGGUGAACGCGUGCGUGUCGCACCUGGAGCAGUUCCCCGUGCGCGUGCACGACCUGCCCGCGCGCCCCGCCACCUCCGCACUCAAGUUCUUCAACACCCACCAGCUGAUGUGUGAUCUCAAACGUCAUCCGACGUGCACCAAUCUCAAGCAGUGGAAAGGCGGCGUAGUUCGGAUAGAUCCCCUAGCGUUAGUUCAAGCCAUUGAGAGGUACCUGGCUCAGCGCGGGUACGCAUGCGCGCGGUCGCGGUCUGCGGGCGCGGGCGCGGCGCACUCGGACGACGACGCCGCCUCCGACGACGACCUCGACGACGACGCCGCCACGCCCCCGCACCACCACCCCACUGAUUCGGAACACAAAUUGGAGUUUUUGAUCGGCGACACAGUGUUGCCGUACAACAUGACCGUCUACCAGGCGGUGCGGCAGUACGGAGAGCAGACUGACGCUGACACCGACACGGAAACACCACUCGCGAACGCGGGCAUCUGGGUGCAGACGCACACGAUCUACUACCGCGCGGUGGAGUCGGGCGAGACGCCGCGACCCGACGCCGCGCGCAAGGGCAAGGGCCAGCCCGCCAAGCUCUCCUCCCGUCGCAAGCCCGACCUGCUCUGGAACGAAGGCGUGGUUCCCCCGCAAUCGUCGCCGCUGUUCGUGAUCCUGCGUUCGCCGCUGCUGACGGGCACAGAAGUGAAGGACGCGUCCUUACCAGCGCUGGGCGUGCUGCGAGCGCUGCACGCGCUCAGCCGGCACUGGCACACGCUGUACCACUGCGCGUGUCUGCCCGACCAUCGCCCGCUCGUGCCCAACGCCGACUUCAUCAACGCCAAGCUCGCUGCCAAAGCAAAUAGACAACUACAAGAUCCACUCGUGAUAAUGACUGGUAAUCUACCUCCAUGGCUCAAGAAGAUAGCAUAUGCUUGCCCAUUCAUAUUCCCAUUCGAAUGCCGGCACCUGCUAUUCUACGUGGUGUCGUUCGACCGCGACCGCGCGUUACAGCGUUUAUUAGAAGCGGGCGGCGAACGCGGCGGUGCGGCCGCCGCCGCCGGCAACGACAGCGAGCGCGUCGCGCCGCGCCUCGACCGGCGCAAGCGCACCGUCCAGCGACACAACGUCCUCCGACAAGCCGAACACGUCAUGCACGAAUUCGCACACUCCAAAGCUUUACUAGAAAUACAAUACGAAAACGAAGUCGGCACAGGACUAGGCCCGACUUUGGAGUUCUACGCGCUAGUGUCGCAGGAGCUCCAGCGCGCCGACCUGGACCUCUGGCACGGCAGCGAGAACUUCAAGCAGAAGCCGACGUCGUUCGCGGGCGAGAUAGUGAAGAGCCAGCCGCCCGUGGUCACCGACCGCUCGGCCGACGCGGCCGCUAGGCUGGCCUCAUCUGUGCGCGACGCGCUUAGUCUCGACGAGGAGCGGUCUCCAGAGCCAUCGGAGUUGGAAAAGGAGACACUGAUUCCAUCGCCGGCGCCGGACGCGACAUACGUGUCGUGGGCGUGCGGGUUAUUCCCGCAGGCGGUGGGCCGCAACGCGCGGGCGUCCCACUUGUCGCGGGUCAAGGCCAAAUUCCGCUUCCUCGGCAAGUUCAUGGCUAAGGCUGUUAUGGACUCCAGGAUGGUGGACAUACCGCUGUCGGUGACGAUGUACCGGUGGGCGGUGAGUGAGCAGCGCUGGCUGUCGCUGAGCGACGUGCGGCACGUGUCGCCGGAGCUGUGGCGGUCGCUGUGUCGGCUGCGGCGUGUGGCCGCGCGCGCCACGCACAUCGCCGCCGACCCCCGCCACAGCGCCGACCAGCGGGAACACAUGAUAAAUGCCCUGGAGCUGGACGGAUGCCCGAUCGAGGAACUAGGGCUGGACUUCAUCCUGCCCGGGGACGGGUGCACGGAGCUGCGGCGCGGCGGACGCGACAUGCCCGUCACCGCGCACAACCUGCACGACUACAUCGGGCUCGUCACGCAUUGGCUGCUCUAUGAAGGUGUUGUGAAACAAAUGUCAGCAUUCAAAGAAGGAUUUGAAUCAGUAUUCCCAUUGGCCAACCUAAAGAUAUUCUACCCGGAGGAAUUGGAGCAAGUGUUCUGCGGAAGUCCCUCUGGCGGUCGCGAGUCCCGCUGGGAGCCGCGCAUGCUGGCGGAGUGCAUCCGGCCCGACCACGGCUACACGGCGGCCUCGCGCGCCAUCCGCAUGCUCAUCGACAUCCUCGCCUCCUACUCGCGCGACGAGCAACGGCUCUUCCUGCAGUUCGUCACCGGCAGCCCCCGACUGCCCACCGGAGGCUUCAAAGCGCUGAACCCGCCGCUUACGGUGGUGCGCAAGUCGCUGGAGUCGUCGCUGGACCCGGACGAGUACCUGCCAUCGGUGAUGACGUGCGUCAACUACCUGAAGCUGCCCGACUACAGCAGCGCCGAUGUCAUGCGCGCGAAGCUGCGACUGGCCGCCUCCGAGGGCCAGCACUCGUUCCACCUGUCGUGAAGCUGUGACAGUGUGUGUGCUGUAAUGUGUGUCCGGGGCGCCUGCUCCCCACUACCGUUUUGUGCAAUCAGACUUUUAUUUACUAUGUGACGGACGCUGUCGAGUGCUGUACGUUCUACAUUUUGUUUUCUUUGGAUUUGGAUUACAUAAAUAUGUUUAUAGCUAUAUUUUGUGUUAAUUUAAUGUGAUAGCUUUGUAUAUUUCUUUAUUAAUUUAGAGAGAUUCUCGACGGGAGGCUGUCGUAACUACCGUUUGACGAUCGCGAACUCGCCCGACGCCUGUAACCUUCGCACACUGACCACGCCACCUCUCUAUAUCGUCACCAUUAUAUAUAAUAAUAUACUACUAUAAUUAAUAUUAGUUUUCGGGAGACCACUACGAAUCUUCUCUGAGAGUCUUAUAAAUAUAAUAGCAUUUAUUACCAAACGGUGUAUGUUUUGAGUAACAUUUAAGUAUCAUUAAUGAGUAAAGAAAAAGUGCAAAAUUUAAUAUGUAACAAUUUCAAUAAAACCAUGUAAACAAUAUUGAUCAA